This is a messenger RNA of Brienomyrus brachyistius, 1634 nucleotides long. It is a transcript of the gene mmd, whose product is annotated as monocyte to macrophage differentiation-associated. Gene Ontology annotation, cellular component: membrane. Gene Ontology annotation, molecular function: pore-forming activity. The transcript is spliced from 7 exons. NCBI's taxonomy places the organism in Eukaryota, Metazoa, Chordata, Actinopteri, Osteoglossiformes, Mormyridae. Bases 332 to 1051 code for a protein of 239 amino acids. The record is from RefSeq and is a predicted model, not a curated record.
CUGGCCACAAUGCGUGGAAAAAAAUGCGGUUAUAGCGAAGUCGGAACUAAGCGGGUAUGGAAGCGGGACUGGGGUCGGGUCACCUUAUGCACCUCUGCCCGGGCAGGACCGCCGCCUGAUCUGCCUCUGCCAUUCCAGACAGGAUGGUUUCACGAACAAGACUGAAAAAUGAACUUUAGCUAGUUAAUUUAAUUGGAAACGGAAUGAAAGAAGGUUUUAAGCCGAAGAUUGGCUGCUGGUUGCGAUAGGCCUUAUUUGUAAAUUGUUACUUCAUUUUCUUACCAUUUUGAAUACGAAAUCUACCUUUCAAGUUUGCAACCAUUCUGCCAACAUGAAGCGAGUAAACAGCUUCCAGAGGUUCAUGAACAGCCGAGCCACUGCCAACUGCCGCUACCAACCCACAUGCUACGAGCACGCGGCUAACUGCUACACUCACGCGCUGCUCAUCGUGCCAGCCUUCGUGGGCUUGGCACUGCUGCACCGGCUCUCCGACGACCGCUGGGAGAGGAUCACGGCUUGGGUUUAUGGAAUGGGUCUGUGUGCCCUCUUUCUGGUCUCAACCGUUUUCCACAUCGUCUCCUGGAAGAAGAGCCACAUGAGGUCGAUGGAGCAGUGUUUUCAUAUCUGUGACAGGGUGGUCAUCUACUUCUUCAUCGCCGCCUCCUACACGCCAUGGCUGAACCUCAGAGAACUGGGCCCUUUGGCCUCUCACAUGCGCUGGUUUGUGUGGCUCAUGGCAGUGGGAGGAACCGUCUAUGUGUUCAACUACCACGAGAAGUAUAAAGUUGUUGAGCUGACCUUCUAUCUAACAAUGGGUUUUUUCCCUGCAUUGGUUGUGACAUCGAUGAAUAACACGGACGGCCUUCAGGAGCUGGCCUGGGGGGGCCUCAUCUACUGCCUGGGGGUGGUGUUCUUCAAGAGUGACGGAGUCAUCCCCUUCGCCCAUGCCAUCUGGCACACGUUCGUGGCCCUCGCUGCCGCCGUGCACUACUACGCCAUCUGGAAGUACCUGUACAGGAGCCCCGCCCCGGAAGUCAGCAGGGAGCUCUGAGCCAGCAGCCUCGUGUUUACAUGCCGCAGUGUUUUUCUGACCAGAUGGGGGCACUCUCGAGUCCAUUUCCGUCCCCCAGUAUCUCUGUAUAGAACAUGAGCUAAACCACCAUAACUUUUGAUAAGUCUUUUAACUCUUUGUACCGGUAAAAAGCUGGGCGUUCACAUUCCGCACGUUUCUACCUAACUACCACUGGUUUUGCUAGCUGUCCGUGAUAUUUAAGGGAUUUUAAAGCGACAGAGACCUCCUUCCAUAUGGGUCCUGAAUCCAGGGUCCACACUUCGUAGUUCCUGUACCUGAGGUACAGCAUAGGGAUAAAUUAUGUGAUCCUGUUGCUUUCUUAGGUCAGAUCUGGAACGUUUCCCCUUUUCUAACUCAACGAGUCGUGUCUUUGAUAUGCGGGAUGUCAGCGUUUUGUAGUUCUAUACAGCUCGCGUUUUGUAUGCGGACCCGCACCUUCACGCGCACGGUUACUGGAGGUGUUCCAGUAGUCCGGAGGGGCGUGACGACGGCAUUAGCGGGCAAACCAGUUUUGUGGCGACUGAAACCAAAACCGCAACGACUGCAUCCAAAGAAACUGUGG